This is a messenger RNA of Tribolium castaneum (red flour beetle), 1079 nucleotides long. RefSeq names its product Nucleoporin 37kD (gene Nup37). Gene Ontology annotation, cellular component: nuclear pore outer ring. Bases 78 to 1064 code for a protein of 328 amino acids. Gene Ontology annotation, molecular function: protein binding. The transcript has 5 exons. The record is from RefSeq and is a predicted model, not a curated record. Lineage: Eukaryota; Metazoa; Arthropoda; Insecta; Coleoptera; Tenebrionidae.
CAGUAAAGUAACACUCACAUUUAAGGUGUAAACCCGGUUACCGUCUUUAUCCAAAUAAUACAUUAAGUACAUCUUGAAUGAAGAAAAUUCCCACAAAAAAACGAUUUUUUUCGCUUCACAACAAAUGUGGUUUAAGGUUAGAUUUCUGGCGCACUUUUCUAAUCAAACAUAAUUAUGGAAAUUGCAUCGCAUUUGAACGAUUCCAAGAUUUGAUUUUAAUUGGGUUCGAAAGUAAAGUAGUCCUGGGGCAUUUAAAGAUAGAUGAGGAACAAUCGCUGGAACUCGAUAUUUUGGCAGAAUUCACUCUUAAAUCACGCUGCUGUUCCUUAACAUUUUCCCCAGAAACAUCAACCAGCAUUUUACCAAAUAAUAUAAUUUUCGCAGCGGCCUGCAAAGACUACAAGGUGCGAGUGUUUCGGAGUGAUUUAAGGGGCUCUGAUGUGUGUAAGGUCUUAAGUGAGCACAACAGUUACAUAAACGACGUUAAAUUCGACCCUGACAAUAAUUUUCUGGUGUCAGUGAGUGACGACAACACUGCCAAACUAUGGGACACCACCGAUUUUCAAUGUGUGGUGACACUGCAACUGACGUCACCUGGAAUGUCAGUAUGUUGGCACAAAGACGACGGUUCAAAAUUACUCAUUGCUGAAAAAAUCGGUUUAAUUCGUUUCUACAACGUUGAGACGCAAAAUCCAAUUCUAUCGCUUGAUUAUGGGAAGCCCCUAGCUUGUGCCCAUUGGGCGCCGUCCGAUUCGCAAUUAGUGGCAUCAUUGCAGUUAGGGGAAUUACUCAUUUGGGAUUUGUCAAAGCCGUGCGUUCCGGCGAGUAAUACUCUUGUUUUUACCGAAGCUGGAGGUUUUGUUAGGUUUAAUUCAUUUGGGAAUUUGGUGGCGGCGAUUAAUAGUCUAGAUAGUACGUUGAAAAUUGUUGAUUGUCAGAUUAAUCAAAUGAAGUUGUCAGUUCCUGUCACACUUCCGAGUAAUGUUAGUUGGCAUUGCCGAUAUCCAAUUGUUUGCGUUGGCGAUUAUAUGACGUUGACUUUUUGGAAAGUUGUCUCAAAAUAAACAUAUUUCACAUAA